AUGACAAGCAAAGCAAAAACAGAUAACUCUAAAAAUCCGAAGGAAUUUAUGAAGAAACGUAAAUUAACGGGCGAGAGGUAUGGCGUUGCAGGAAUCGUUUCUGAAGAACGGGUACCUUAUAAUCUGCAUGAAAAUUUUGAAAAAAAAAACUUCACUAUCUACAGGGAUUUUCAGGAGCGAAAACAGCAAGAAGUUACACGCUUUGAGAAGAUAGAGAAUCUUCGCCCCGCUACUGCUCAUUUCCGCAGCCACAAACUGAGGUGGAAGGAUGGAGAGGAAGGAUCUCGAGAAGAGAAUUUGACCUACAAGAUCUUGUCCUCACCAAUCGUUAUAGUUCCUCUGGUUAUUAUUGCACUGUCGUUUCUUUAUUAUUUGAACAGAAAGUUUGCGCCCCGUCACUGA
Messenger RNA from Strongylus vulgaris, 402 nucleotides. Lineage: Eukaryota; Metazoa; Nematoda; Chromadorea; Rhabditida; Strongylidae. The record is from the annotation of a GenBank genome assembly.